Yamadazyma jaroonii is the source of this 1959-nucleotide messenger RNA. Lineage: Eukaryota; Fungi; Ascomycota; Pichiomycetes; Serinales; Debaryomycetaceae. The record is from the annotation of a GenBank genome assembly.
AUGUUGGGCAUACUAGUAAUAUUUCAAUUAUUUGUCUAUGUUUUAUCAUUUGAUUUUGGAUUAUCGCCAAAAUAUUAUAAAAUUGGUGAACCUGUUGAUUUAUUAGUUAAUAAGGCUGAAAGUGAUCAUACUCAAUUACCUUAUGCAUAUUAUGAUCUUAGAUUUGUAUGUCCUCGUCUGAAGGGUAAAAAGGCUUUACAUUUAUCAUUAGGUGAAAUCUUAAGAGGUGAUAGAAUUUAUGAAAGUGAUUAUAAGUUAAAUUUUGGUAUUGAUAAUCAUUGUACGAGAUUAUGUGAUUUCAAAGCCAAAGAAGCUCAAUUGAAAUUCGCUGACCAAUUGAUUAAAUCUGGAUAUGUAGUUCAUUGGUCUGUUGACGGAUUACCUGGAGCUACAACUUUUGUUUCCAAUAAUAAGAAUUCAAAAUAUUAUGCUGCAGGAUUUCCUUUAGGUUUUUUCAAUAAGGAUCAAAGUUAUUUAUAUAAUCAUUUCAUGUUGGUUAUACGAUACCAUACAGAGAAACAUGAUCCAAGCUUACAUACAAUUGUUGGUUUUGAAGUUUACCCUAAAUCAGUGGUUGAUGAGACGUGUCCUGGAUCACUGAAGGAUUAUAAGAAUUUAGCUGUUAAUUUGAAGAAAGAUUCCAAAGGUAAAAUAGCUCCAGUAAGAAUUCCUUAUACUUAUUCAGUUUAUUGGAGAGAAGAUAAUUCAGUUGAUUAUCAAAACCGUUGGGCUCUUUAUUAUCAAAAUGAUAAUAUCGAUCAUUCAAGAGGUAUUCAUUUAGUUUCAUUCUUAAAUUCCAUUGUUCUUUUAUUCUUAGUUUCAUUAAUUGUAGCUAUAAUUUUAUUCAGAAUUUUGAAAUCAGAUUUAUCAAAAUCUUCAACUUUGCCAACAACCGUUGAUGAAAAUAAUGGUUGGAAGAAUUUGAAUAAUGAAGUAACUAAAAAACCUCAAUAUCCUUUGGUUUUAUCAAUGUUUGUUUCUUCAGGUUUACAAUUGAUGAUUGCAACUGUUGGUAUAAUAUUCACCACUAUCAUCAAAUCACAAUUUGAAACACAACCUCAAGGUUCCCAAUUUAAUAAUUAUCAAGGUGCUUUUACAUCAUUUGCUUUAUCAUGUUUUGUAUUAUCAGGAAUUAUUCCCUCAUUUAUUGGAAUAAUUCUUUAUAAGAUCUUUAAUAAUGAUGGAAUCAAUAAUCCAUAUCCAAGAUUGGCUAAUUAUAAAUUAUCAAUAUUAUUCAGUGGUUUCUUACCAAUACUUAUAUUGAGUUUUAUGAUAUUCUUUAAUUUCUUUGUUUUUGCUAAAGAAUCUUCAAAUGCCUUACCAUUUGGUACAAUUGUUGUAUUAUUGGUAUUAUUCUUAUUAAUUAUGUUACCUUUGGGAUUAAUAGGAGGUCAUUAUGGGAAUAAAACCAAAUUUAAAGAUUCAUCAUUUUAUCAUUUCGCAUCAUUACCUAAAUCCACCAAAACCUUGAAACCUUCACCCAUCACCAAUACACCUAGUAGAAUCAUCAAAAAUACCGUGUUCUUAAUGAUUAUGUAUGGUUUAAUACCUUUCGGAGUUGUUUAUGUUGAAUUAUCAUUCAUUUUAAAUUCAAUUUGGUUAGAAAAGACUAGCUUCUAUUAUAUGUAUGGAUUCUUAUUCAUUACUAUAAUAAUGUUAAUGGUUAUAAUAGCAGAAUCUGCAAUCAUCGGAAUUUACAUAAAUUUAAUUGUUGAUAAUAAUCCUUCAUGGCAAUGGUUAUGUUUUAGAAUUGGUUGCAGUAUUGGGUUAUAUAUUUAUGGUUAUUCAUUUUAUUAUUUCUUCAAUCAUUUAUUCUUUAGAGAUUUUGUUUCCAUACUUUUAUAUUUUGCUUAUAUGGGAUUAAUAAGUUUAUUAGUUGGAAUAACUUGUGGUUCAGUAUCUGUUAUAACGGGAUUUAUUUUCAUUAAGAAGAUUUAUAGUUCGAGAAAAUCCGAUUAA